GUAAAACCCACGAAGAAAAGGAAAACGAAACUAACAGUACAUCAACAGAGAUACUAAGUAAACCUGUUGCUCACUGGAUUUGAUCCAUGCGAUGUUCCAGAAAAUGUUUUUACAGAUGUCAAUUUAGCACAAGCCUACAAAAAUCUAACACUCGUAUAUUUAUGUAUAUUUUUUCCACCCAUUUAUGUAUAUUUAAUCCACAAUCAUAGAUAUCAGGAAGAGAUUUUGAGAACGACGCACGCUGACAGAAAACAAGCGCAGGAUGUGAAGGAGUUUUUAAAUACUUAUAAAUUAUCUUAGUGGGCAAGACUGCAAGUUGAGUGAUUGAUUGUGCUGAUCUGUGUUCAUUGUCAGUUUAUCUGAGCGAGGAAAGGACUCUCUCACUAAGAUGAGUCUCUCAGAGAAACACAGUGUGAGAUCAGACUCACAUGUGUCCAGCUCUGUGUCUCUGAAGAGUGAUGAUUCAAAAAAUGGAUCACCACCAAACUUCAAUGAGAGAAAACCAUCAUCUAAUAAAAGGCUUCAAUAUGAGACAUUAGACUCAGACGUUCAGACUCACAGGAAACACAAGAAUUUCAAAAACAAUCUCCUGUGGAUCUUCCAGGAUCUUGAGAGCAAAAUAACAACAUUUCUGAAGAAAGAGCUGGAAAAGUUCAAGAAAAUAUUACAAAAUGAGAACACACAAAACUUUGUGAAGGACUUUAAUGAGAAUAGAUGCAGUAUCAAAGCAGCAGCUCUUGAUCUCACACUACAUUACCUGAGAGAGAUGAAGCAAGAUGAAGCUGCUGAUGCUCUAGAAGAUGACCUGCUCUUCAUUCAUCAGCUAAAAUGUGGUCUAAAGAAGAAGUAUCAGCGUGUGUUUGAAGGAAUUGCAAAGCAAGGUGACUCCACACUUCUGAAUAACAUAUACACAGAUCUCUAUAUCACUCAAGGUGGCAGUGAGCAGGUCAAUACUGAACAUGAGGUAAGACAGAUUGAAGUUGCUUCCAGGCAUUAUGAAUCUCAAGAGAUACAGAUUGAAAUCAGAAAUUUGUUUGAAGCACCUGAACAAGACAAGGAGAUCCGAACUGUACUGACAAAAGGAGUCGCUGGCAUUGGAAAAUCAGUCUCUGUGCAAAAGUUUGUUCUGGACUGGGCUGAAGGCAAAGAAAAUCAAGAUAUCAGAUUCAUAUUUCCUCUUCCAUUCAGAGAGAUGAACUUAAAGGAGAAAGAAAAACUAAGUUUGAUGGACCUUAUAACUCAAUUUUUCCCAGAGACAAAAGGACUGAACCUUACAAGAAUGAACCAAUUCAAAGUCCUGUUCAUCCUUGAUGGAUUGGACGAAUGUCGCCUUCCUCUGAAGUUUGAUCGUAAUGAGACGUGGCGUGAUGUAUCUUCACCAGCCUCUCUGGAUGUUCUCCUAAUGAACCUCAUGAAGGGAAAUCUGCUUCCUUCUGCUCUCAUCUGGAUCACCACCAGACCAGCAGCUGCCAGUAAGAUUCCUCCUGACCGUAUCGACCGGCUGACAGAGAUACGAGGAUUCAAUGAUGCACAAAAGGAAGAGUACUUCAAAAAAAGAUUCACGGAUAAGAAUCAGGCCAACACAAUCAUUGAUCAUGUUAAACAAUCAAAGAGUCUCUUUAUCAUGUGCCACAUCCCAGUCUUCUGCUGGAUUUCAGCCACUGUUCUCCAGAACAUUCUGGAAGAGAAAAGAAAUAAUGAUGUGAAAAUCAAUCAGGGUGAUGAGAUCUCUAAAACACCGCAGGAAUCAAAUACUGAAGACACUCCCAAGACUCUGACACAAAUGUACACACACUUUCUCCGCUUUCAGUUCCAGCAGAGCCGCCGAAAGUAUGAUGGAGAAUAUGCAGCAGAUGUUUCCUGGGAUAAAGACACCAUUCUUUCACUGGGAAAACUGGCAUUUCAUCAGCUGGAAAGAAACAACGUGAUCUUCUAUGACACAGACCUGGAAGCCUGUGGAAUUGACAUCUAUAAGGCAUCAGUGUACUCAGGCGUGUGUACCCAGAUCUUUAAGGAGGAAAGAGGGAUCACUCUUGGUACCAUGUACUGCUUUGUUCACUUGAGCAUUCAAGAGUUUAUUGCAGCCCUUUAUGCACAUCUGUUUCUAGACCUCAACAAGACAAGUGUGUUUGUUCAUGAGUCUACAGAACAGGAAAACAAAAAUGAAACCAUGGUUGAUUUUCUCAAGAAUGCAGUGGACAAGGCGCUGGAGAGUGACAGUGGACACUUGGACCUUUUCCUUCGCUUCCUCCUCGGUCUGUCACUCCAGUCCAAUCGACGACUCUUAAGAGGUCUGUUAACACAGCAAGACGACAAUGACCAGAGCAACAAGGAAAUAGUUCAGUACAUCAAGCAGAAAUUAGAAGAUAAUCUGCCUGCAGAGCGAUCCAUCAAUCUGUUCUACUGUCUGAACGAACUGAACGACCAAACUCUGGUGAAAGAGAUUCAGACCCACCUUAGCAAAGGAAGUCUCUCAUCUGGUGACCUUUCACCUGCCCAGUGGUCUGCUUUGGUCUUUGUGUUGUUGACAUCAGAGAAAGAGCUGGAGGAGUUUGAGCUUCAGAAAUUCAAGAAAUCAGACGAGUGUCUCAUUAGAUUAUCAACAGUCAUCAAAACCUCCAGAAGAGCUCUGCUAAAUGAUUGUAACUUAACAGACAAAAGCUGUUCAGCUCUGGCUGCAGUUCUUGGAUCAUAUACCAGUCUGAAAGAGCUGAUCAUGAACAAUAAUAAUCUGCAGGAUUCAGGGGUGAAGAUGCUCUGCACUGGACUGGAGAAAAAGUGUAAAUUGGAGAUACUGAGACUCUCUAACUGCAGUAUAACAGAAGAAGGUUAUAAAGCUCUGGCUUCAGCUCUGAGAUCAAACCCUUCACACCUGAUAGAGCUGGAUCUCACAGGAAAUGAUCCUGGACAAUCAGGAGUGAAAGAGGUCUAUGAUUUACUACAGGAUCCAACCUGUCAACUGAAGACACUGAGGUUUUUGAGCCCUGCUGCAGAUGAAGCCUGUCAGUAUGUCAAUAGAGUUGUGGGUAAAAACCCAUUACUCCUGAGAGAGCUGAAUCUGAGUGAACAUGAACUAGAAGACACACAAGUGAAUCAGAUUGAUGCGCUACUGCAGGAUAAACACUGUCGAAUCAACACACUAGCGUUAAAUAAUUGUAACUUAACAGACAAAAGCUGUUCAGCUCUGGCUGCAGUUAUUGGAUCAGAUACCAAUCUGAAAGAACUGAGCAUGAACAAUAAUAAUCUGCAGGAUUCAGGGGUGAAGCUGCUCUGCACUGGACUGAAGAAUAUAAAGUGUAAAUUGGAGAUACUGAGACUCUCUAACUGCAGUGUAACAGAAGAAGGUUAUAAAGCUCUGGCUUCAGCUCUAAAAUCAAACCUUUCACACCUAAUAGAGCUGGAUCUCACAGGAAAUGAUCCUGGACAAUCAGGAGUGAAGAAGCUCAAUGAUUUACUACAGGAUCCAAACUGUCAACUGAAGACACUGAGGUUUUUGAGCCCUGCUGCAGAUGAAGCCUGUCAGUAUGUGAAUAGAGUUGUGGGUAAAAACCCGUUACUCCUGAGAGAGCUGAAUCUGAGUGGACAUGAACUAGGAGACACACGAGUGAAUCAGAUCGCUGCUCUGCUGCAGGAUAAACACUGUCGACUCAACACACUGACUCUGUGUGGAUGCAGGAUUACAGAGAAACAGUGUGUCAUCCUGACUUCAGCUCUGAAAUCAAACCCAUCACACCUGAGAGAGCUGGACCUCAGUGGGAAUAAACUAGAAAACACAGGAGUGAAUCACUUAUGUGAUGUACUGAAGGAUUCACACUGUAAACUGGAGAGAUUAAGUUUAAGCUCCUGUGAUAUGACAGAAUGUUGUUCUGCUCUGACUUCAGCUCUGAAAUCAAACCCGUCACACCUGAGAGAGCUGGACCUGAGCAUGAAUAAACUAGAAGACUCUGGAGUGAAAAACCUCAGUGAUCUACUGAUGAACCCACAAUUCAAGCCGGAGAAACUAGAUCUGUAUAGAUGCAGUAUUACAGAGAAACAGUGUGUCAUCCUGACUUCAGCUCUGAAAUCAAACCCACCACACCUGAGAGAGCUGAACCUGAGUGUGAAUAAAAUAAAAAACAAAGGAGUGACGCACUUAUGUGAUAUACUGAAGGAUUCACACUGUAAACUGGAGAGAUUGAGUCUAAAGGACUGUGGCAUUACAGAUGUUUCUUCUUUAACUCAGUCUUUGACUAACUCAAAAGCACUGCAGUUUUUAAAAGAUCUUGAUCUGAGACAGAAUAUGAUAGGAGACUCAAAGCAGUUGCUCUGUGACAUGCUACGAAACUCAAACUGUAACCUGAGUGUAGACAUGGAAUGAAGAAGUUGGCGACAUUUUACAACAUCUAUCUUUUUCCAUUCUUCAAGAAUGACCUCUUUUAGAGACUGGAUGCUGGAUGGAGAGUGUCUGGAUGGAGAGUGAUGCUCAACUUGUCUCUUCAGAAUUCCCCACAGGUGUUCGAUUGGGUUCAGAUCAGGAGCCACUGAAUAACUUUCACCCUGUUCUUCUUCAGAAAUCCAACAGUGGCCUUAGAUAAGCAUUUAGGAUCAUCGUCAUGUUGGAAAAGUGCACGACGACCAAGGGCACGGCGUGAUGGUAGCAUCUUCUCUUUCAGUAUAGAGCAGUACAUCUGUGAAUUCUUGAUGCCAUCAAUGAAAUGCAGCUCCCCGACACCAGCAGCACUCAUGCAGCCCCACAUAAGGACACUGCCACCACCAUGUUUCACUGUAGGCACCAUGCAUUUUUCUUUGUAUUCCUCACCUUUGCAACACCAUACAGUUUUGAAGCCAUCAGUUCCAAAAACAUUUAUCUUGGUUUCAUCACUCCAGAGUAUAGAGUCUUCAUCUUUGGGCAUGGGCCCUGGCAAACUCUAGGCAGGAUUUAUUGUGCCUGGGCUUUAGGAAAGGCUUCUUUCAUGGACGGCACCUAUGCAUGCCAUUCCUCUGCAGCGUACGCCGUAUUGUGUCACGGGAAAUAGUCCCCCCAGUUUGGCUUUCUACUUCUUCAGAUAACUGCAGUGAACUUGCAUGCCGAUUUUCUUCAACCCUUCUCAUCAGAUGUCGCUCCUGUCGAGGUGUUAAGUUCCGUGGACGACCUGGACGUCUCUGUGAGAUGGUUGCAGUUCCAUCUUUUUUAAAUUUUUGUACCACUUUUGCUACAGUAUUCUGACUGAUAAGUAAAGCUUUGCUGAUCUUCUUGUAGCCUUCA
Messenger RNA from Ctenopharyngodon idella (grass carp), 5245 nucleotides. Its product is annotated as NACHT, LRR and PYD domains-containing protein 3-like. The record is from RefSeq and is a predicted model, not a curated record. The coding region runs from base 389 to 4357 and encodes 1322 amino acids. Lineage: Eukaryota; Metazoa; Chordata; Actinopteri; Cypriniformes; Xenocyprididae. The transcript is spliced from 17 exons. Gene Ontology annotation, molecular function: protein binding.